Molecule: messenger RNA, 4415 nt
Organism: Chelmon rostratus (copperband butterflyfish)
Lineage: Eukaryota; Metazoa; Chordata; Actinopteri; Chaetodontiformes; Chaetodontidae
Product: primary amine oxidase, liver isozyme-like
Exons: 5
Coding region: 29-2314 (761 amino acids)
Biological process (GO): amine metabolic process
Cellular component (GO): plasma membrane
Molecular function (GO): primary methylamine oxidase activity; quinone binding; copper ion binding
Source: RefSeq, a predicted model, not a curated record
CUCCUCCUUUUCUCCAAAGUCGUACGUAAUGGUAGAACGGAGAAUGAACUCUCUAGUGAAGUGGGCGCUCAUCCUCUUCGUCCUCGUUUCCAUCAUCCUGAACAUCAUCCUGAUCGGUAUCCACUCCAGCAAGGCACCCAAAUGUUCCACUCAGCGUGUCCACCCGCUGCGGGGCAAACACGACGAGCGCAGCCUCGUGUUCGCUGACCUCACUCGGGAGGAGUACUUGCAGGUCCAGCAGUACAUGCUCAAGCAGAAAGACUUGGACAUAUCCACCAACCAGCUGACCAAGCCAUCGGAAAAUUUCUUGUUUUUAAUAGACCUAUCCCUGCCCAAGAAAGCAGACGUGCUGGCUUACUUGGACGCGAAAGGUGCCAAGCCGGUUAGAGAGGCGACAGUGGUGGUCUUCUGCGGCGCAAAAGGCUACAUUAAGGAGUACGUAGUGUGGCCCCUUCCCAACCCAGCACACCACAGAGAUGUCACAAAGGAGAGGUACAACAUGGACCUGCCUAUUACUGCGCGCACUGUCACCGUCGGGGAAUACGCCUUGCUUUUCAAGUUUCUUGAGGUUGAGGUCUACUCCAAACUGAAGAAGCUCAUGAAAGAGAGCUUCGACGUGCGUGAUGACAAAACGCUGAGCGGGUUCGAGCAGAUGCCCCGUGGAGUCCAAUCGGGGGAUAGAAAGACCUGGGUGUCUUUCUUCAGGGAUAUGGAUGGCAUGUACAUCCACCCGGUGGGCUUUGAGGUGCUGGUGAACCAUGAGAGCGUGAACGCGUCCGACUGGAGAGUGGAGCGGCUGCUUUAUAACGGUCAAUACGUGGACACCGUAGAAGCACUUAAAGAGAAAUAUGACAAGGGGUCUAUUAAGAAAAUAGUUUACAAAGAGUCGCCUGACUACGGUUCACUGAAACCCAGACAGAAGCCUCUGCAGAUCGGCCCGCAGCAGUUUUACGCCGAGGGGAAGCGCUACAGCAUCAGCAAAAACCACGUCCUGUACCUGGACUGGAGCUUCGCCUUCGGACUCAGCUCUCUCACGGGCAUGAGGGUUUUUGAUGUGCGAUUCAAGGGUGAGAGGAUAGCCUACGAGCUGAGUGUGCAGGAGGCCAUGUCGGUGUACGGUUCAGUGACUCCAGGGAUGAUCCUGACCAAGUUUCUGGAUUCAAGCAUGGGGGUAGGGCGCUUUGCGCACGAACUGGCUCGCGGCGUGGACUGCCCAUACGAAGCCACGUACGUGGAUACAUACCGCUACAUCGAUGUCCCAGCCCCGGUCAGAUUUAGGAACUCAAUCUGCGUGUUUGAGCACAACAUGGGUCAGCCCCUACGGAGGCACUUCUCUGACUUUUUCCACAACAGUUACGGGGGGAUGGUGAACAGCGCCCUGGUGUUUAGGACCAUCACAGCGAUAGAAAACUAUGACUACAUGUGGGAUUUCAUCUUCUACCAGACCGGAUCAGUGGAGGCCAAGGUGCACGCCACCGGCUACAUCGCCUCUUCUUACCUGGUGGAUGGGAGCCUGAGGCACGGACACCAGGUGGCGGAGAAGGUGCUGGGAAACAUCCACACGCACUUCAUGAGUUUUAAAGUGGACCUGGAUGUGUUGGGGGUGAAGAACGUUUUCCAGACCAAAGACAUGGAAUAUGUCAACGUGUCGAUGCCAUGGAUGCCCGAUCACUACGCUAUGGUCCCUCAGCUAGUGGAGAAGCAACUCAAAACUGAACAGGAGGCCGCUCUGCGUUAUGACACCAAGAGUCCUCGCUAUCUCCACAUCGCCAGCCAAAAAACCAACCGCUGGGGUCACCAGCGCUCCUACAGGCUGCAGGUUUUCAGCUUUGUUGGGGACCACCUCCCAGAGAGCCAGGCCGAAGAGAGGGCCAUGUCCUGGGCCAGGUAUAAGGUUGCUAUCACCAAGCACAAGGACUUAGAGCAGACCAGCAGCAGUCUGUACAGUCAAAACAACAUCUGGACUCCGGCCAUCGACUUCAGCAAGUACAUUGAAGACAACGAAAGCAUCGAAGACGAGGACCUGGUUGCCUGGGUGACCACUGGACUCCUCCACAUCCCUCACUCUGAGGACAUCCCCAACACAGUAACAGUGGGCAACGGGGGUGGGGUCCUGCUGCGGCCCCACAAUUACUUUGAUGAGGACCCGUCCAUCCACUCUGCUGAUGGGGUUUACAUCAAUGUGGGUGCUGAGGACAGCUGUGAACACAACAGGAUGGCCUGCCUCGCUCAAGAGACCUGCAGCCCCGUGCUGGAGCCCUUCACUUUCCACGGCUUCGAUGGAGUCAUGAAGCUUGAAGACUGGACUGAAUGAUAGAGCACUGCUUAGGUAAUAGUUAAAGAGCCCUGGUGAACUCAGAGGUGAGCUUGGGGUCAUUUACUGAUUUAUCAAGAAGCUUGUGUCAAUCUUAGCAUGUGUAUGGAGGCAGCUUGGGACAACUAAGUUUUUGUGAGGCAGCUGCGGUAAACAAAAAGAAUGACGAUUUCAGUGAUACAAUCCUAAUCUUGAAAUCCACAUAGAAACAAAAUAUCUGAAAAUGUCAAAGUUGUACUCUUAAAAUUUAUCUCUCUGUUCUAUCACUGUUUGAAUAGUGUAUUGAAAGAAUCCUCACUAUCAGCAGUCAAAGCACAUAGAGACAAGUGCCGCACUACCUUCCUGAUGACAUUUCAUUUUCUGUACAAAUAACCAUCUUCUGCAAGUAGGAGGCUGUCAUCUGUCAUCAAUUCAGUCAUGUUUGUAAUGGCAAAGACACAAUUCUUUGUUUUUGCUCUUUGUUUUUGCUCUGUGUCUUUCUUGCUAAUGAGCCACUGUGAUAUAAACUGUGAUGUAAACAUUGUAAACUGACACUGUAUAGUCCGCUGUGUGUAAAUUUGUGCACUGACGAAUAUGAACCGUUCAGUUCAGAGCAGGAUCAUUCUCUAACGAGGCUCGAGGCUGGGGCUACUGAAUCUGACUGCUCUCUGAUUCAUUUUGUAGAUUUUUGGCUGGACCGCGACAAAGCGGGGCCAGCUCUGUGACCUCAAAAAUCUGUCCCUGACUGAGUGGUGACGUGACACCGGUGCUCUGAUGUCACUUUGCGACGCUGUCACUUUUGGUCUGUGCACACUUGCACUGUGUUGAGCAUAAACAAAGCUUUACAGUGAGGUGUGGACAGUCCUCAGUUAUGUCCUCAGGAGCACGUUGACCAUACACGGUUCAGCCAUAUACUGUCCUGUACUUGUUGCCUCUCAAAAUAAAAGAAGAGAUUUUUUGUUAAAGAAAGGGUCCAGAGAUCUGCUGCAUUUGGUCCUACUAGUGUGUGUUAUCUUUAUUUUAAAAAAAGACAACAGAGGGGAUAGUUUUUUUUCCACUUAUUAUCAGAAAGGCGGAGAUUGUCCAGUUUUGAGAGAAAAUGCACAUGGUGGGUAUGGAUAAAUUAAGUACAGUGUUUGCUCUAUUACACAGUAAUAAAUAUAUAUGUGUCACCGUAGAAAAAAAAAUGGAUAUUAAGAUGUUGCAAAAACACCACCUAGGGGAAUUUCACCCCCAGGAAAUUAAACCAUGGAACUAAUAAGUUAGCAAGGCUGCACAGCUAUCUUCUGUUGUGUUCACAUGUUUUUAUCUGCUUCCCCCAAGGGGCCAAGAAAAAGUUACUGCAGACUUGAAGGUCGCACACAGCCGGACAUAAAAACAUCUGUAUGUCAGUAUUCACAGUCAGAAUAGCUAAUUGCUAAUUGCACAUAAAAAUGUCACUGCAUUGCAAUCCUCUCUUUGUUGGAGCUGUGUCAAACCCUCUUCUGUUCUCCUGUAUCCCUCCCUCUCCGACAUGUUGGAGGGAAGUAUGAAAAAUCCUGUGGCUAUCAAACACAUCAGAAUGUGGGAGAGAAUGCUGGCUGCAAACUUAAUCUGACAAAAAGUUUCCCACCAGGCUAACAGGAAGCACGGCAGGUCAAGAGCAGGCCAAUUAGGGCUGCUUUCCUUUUCUGUGUGACCUGAGAGGAGCUGGAAAAAACAACAAUGGGGGUUUGUGUAUUGUUGGUCCUGCACGUCCAGUGUCACUGAUGGGAGAAGAGUCAUUCAGGGACAGGAGUGAAUAUUUAGCUUAAAAUACAAAACUCAUUUAUGACACCUAUCUUGCUAUGAGGAAUAUGGGUCCAUAUUUCACUGUUUGGCUUUAUCAGUCCCAGAAGACACCCACUGUUCCACCAGCUCUUCCUCCAGGUGUAUCUCACUGUCCAUCGACACAUGAAUAGUCAUGAGCCAAUUUGCUUGAAGCUGCUCAGGGUAAAAUUUUUCUUAAGUGCAUCAAAAUGCAAAGAAUUAUCAAAAAAAUUCUGCUGUUAACCCUAUAUAGAGCACUUGUUUUGUAGUGAAGUGAGCGUUGCAGCUCUGACUCUGUUACAUCCAAACUUUUCACCUUAACUUUCAGACAGCU